AUGAGCUACUUCCUGUCCUAUUGUAAAGCACACUGCACCGCCGUGCUUGCCCAGUACCAGAGCCUGAGAUCAGAGGGCUUUCUGUGCGAUAUUUUGCUGAAAGUGAAAGAAAACGAGUUCCCUGCACACAAGUCCUUGUUGGCAUGCUCCAGCGACUACUUCCGAGCCAUGUUCAAAAGCUAUACCCAAGAGUCUAAAGCCAGUGUCAUUCAUCUGCAAGUUGUCUCACCUACUGGUCUCCAGCACAUCCUGGAUUUCAUCUACACAUCCUUGCUACCCCUUUCCUUUGAAAGCCUGGAGGACACUUUGGAAGCUGCAAGCUACUUGCAAGUGACGGAUGCUAUCAGUUUGUGCAAUCAGUACUUAAUCAACAAUCUUGCCUUGGAAAACUGCUGCUUCUCUGCCAAUGUGGCCAGGAAGUUCUAUCUGCCAGAUGCCUUAGCAGCAACAGAAAAAUACAUUAUCAAUAAUGUCUGGAAGCUGCUGGACUUGGAUUUGUCAGGACUUCUUGAGCUGAACUUCAAGUCUUUACUAGCAGUGAUUCAAUCACCAGAUCUCCCCAUGGUGAAAGAAAGCCGCCUGUUGAAUCUUGUGCUGCUGUGGCUGAAGCAGGAUAAAUCCAGGCUGGAUCAUGCAAGCAGCCUUUUAGAGCACAUAAGAUAUGGUCUCAUCCCAGUAGAAGAGCUGAGAAAAACCUACACGCAGUCAGAAGUGUCCCUCUCAGCAGGUAUUAAGUGCUUGAUCAUUAAAGCAAUAAAUUAUCACACAUCUGUAUUCAAACAGCCUGUCCUGCAGGAUAAGUCCACUGCACUGAGGAACCAGAAAACUCGGAUCAUUCUGUUGGGGGGAGGGACAGCAAGUGAGGGGCUUGUCACUGAUGUGGUGGCCUUUGAUGUUUACAAUCACAAGUGGCGAACUCUCACACAGCUGCAGCACAGGGUGCAGAACCACAGUGUGUGCGUGGUGGGGAACUUCCUCUAUGUCUUGGGUGGGGAAAUAGAAAGUGGUUCCCUGGGUGAUGCUAAAACUGAAAAGAUCUUAUUGGUUACGAACAAAGUCCAUCGUUAUGAUCCAAGAUUUAACACGUGGACUCAAAUCACAGGCAUGCUGGAAAAGAGAUGCCAGUUUUCUUGUUGUGUCUUAGGCAAGGAUAUCUUUGCCAUUGGUGGAAGGGGUGAAGAUGGAUCUCUGCAUUCGUCUGUGGAAGUCUAUGAUAUCAGCAGGGACAGGUGGACGAAGGUCAGGGAAUUGCCAUGCAAGAUACAUGGCCAUGCCAGUGCUGUUUGCAAGAACACUAUAUACAUCUCUGGGGGCAAGUACUCAGCCCCAGCCAGCACAAGCAAUGAUGUAUAUUCUCUGAGCUCACUUGAAGGGCAGUGGAUGAAACGAGCCCCAAUGAGCAUUGCUCGGUUUGGGCAUCAGAUGGCAACAAUCAGGGAAUCCAUAUUCACCUUUUUAGGAUUAUAUGAACCAUUCUCUGAAAUAGAAAGGUACGACCCUGACCAAAACCAAUGGACCCGGUUAAGACCACUGGUCUAUGAUCGAUUUUCCUAUGGCCUGGCAGUGGUAGAGGAAACAGCUCUUCUUAUCGGGGGAAAGAAAUGGCAAAACUCACUGGAAGUCUCCACGCAGGACGUGGUUGGCUACGACAUUGACAACGAUGGCUGGGAGGAGAUCUGCAAAGCCCCUCUGCCUUGGUGUGGGCUGCAGUGUGCCGUGCUCCAGCUCUCUGAGACGGCUGACGAGCGGGACAGUGACAGCCAGCACAAGAAGCUGCCCAACUGCUGAACUCACAACACUGAGGAACAUCCAUCCCAGGAGAUGAGCAAGCGGGGCGGUCCUGGAGAAGAAAACUGCGGUGGCACUGAAUGGGAGAAAGUGGAACUUUUGCUUGGAUGAGCCAAAUGCUCGGUGGAAACAGGCAAGAAAAUCUGGCUCCAGGACAGAAAACACUGCUAGGAUUUAUAGAGCCAGAAGCUGAUCUCACUGAGCAGGGAUGUAGCAAGCAGCAUAUUUAG
This is a messenger RNA of Pipra filicauda (Wire-tailed manakin), 2018 nucleotides long. It is a transcript of the gene KLHL34, whose product is annotated as kelch like family member 34. The record is from RefSeq and is a predicted model, not a curated record. The transcript has a single exon. Bases 1 to 1788 code for a protein of 595 amino acids. NCBI's taxonomy places the organism in Eukaryota, Metazoa, Chordata, Aves, Passeriformes, Pipridae. Gene Ontology annotation, molecular function: protein binding.